CACAAAUAUUCUUGACUAAGAUAACGUUUAUGCAACAUUCACCUUUAAUUGUGGCUUAAGAUUUAAGAACAUCAUUCAGAUUGGUAGUGAGAGAAUAGAGAUAAGGAAGCAGUGUCAAUUACAAACACAUAGCUGCUAUUAACUCACAUUUCGCUUUCUUUAUCCUUUUCAUAUACAUGCUUUCUUCAAAUUCAUUUUCAUUACCUUUUAGUCCAAAUGUAACACAAACAUUUCAAAGUUCAUUCUCAUUUCAAAGACUCUUACGUAUAACUCAGGGCGAAGAGGAGCAAAGAGAGUGAUGGCUGGGGCAUUCAAAAAGUGCAUGUUGCUGUGUUGUACCAGCAAAAUUGUCUCGAAGGAAGACAUGGCUGCAGAGUCGUACGACGAAACCAUCGCAUCGCUGACCAAGCUUCUCGAGGAGAAAGCUGAGCUAAGUAGCAUCGCGGCCAUUAAGAUCAGGGAGCUCACGGCGGAGUUAAAGGCCACCGCUGAGAAACCGUUUAACCCGAAUGAGAGGAUCCGAUCCGGCUUCGUCCAAUUCAAAACAGAAAAAUUCGAGAAAAAUCCUGAUCUGUACGGUGAACUUGCCAAAGGCCAGAGCCCAAAGUUUAUGGUGUUUGCUUGCUCAGAUUCAAGAGUUUGCCCUUCCCAUAUUUUGGAUUUCCAACCAGGUGAAGCCUUUGUGGUCAGAAACAUCGCCAACAUGGUUCCACCAUACGACAAGAGCAAGUAUUCGGGAGCAGGGGCGGCCAUUGAAUAUGCUGUACUACAUUUAAAGGUGGAGAAUAUUGUAGUAAUUGGACACAGCUGCUGUGGAGGUAUAAAGGGUCUCAUGUCUAUCCCAGAUGAUGGGACCACCGCAAGUGAAUUCAUAGAAAAUUGGGUCCAAAUCUGUAAUCCAGCAAAGUCCAAGGUUAAAACAGAAACAAGCAGCUUAAGCUUCUCAGAGCAGUGUACAAACUGUGAAAAGGAAGCUGUGAAUGUAUCAAUUGGGAACUUAUUGACUUAUCCAUUUGUGAGAGAAGCUGUUGUGAAGAAAGCACUUGCUUUGAAAGGAGCACAUUACAAUUUUGUGAAUGGCACUUUUGAGCUCUGGGAUUUGAAUUUCAACGUUUUGCCCUCUGUGACCGUUUAAGGUCUCUCCAACAACAAAGUAAAGUUGCAGUAUAUAUCAUGAAUUAGUCUUUUGGAAGAUGUUUUGUGGUUGUAAUUGGUAAACCACCGAUAAAGAAACGUGCAUUCAGCAAUAAUAAUGUUUUAUCAACAAACAAAAAUAAACCAAGUAUUUUUUGUUUUCUAUCAA
Molecule: messenger RNA, 1303 nt
Organism: Lathyrus oleraceus (garden pea)
Lineage: Eukaryota; Viridiplantae; Streptophyta; Magnoliopsida; Fabales; Fabaceae
Product: carbonic anhydrase 2
Exons: 9
Coding region: 299-1135 (278 amino acids)
Biological process (GO): carbon utilization
Molecular function (GO): carbonate dehydratase activity; zinc ion binding
Source: RefSeq, a predicted model, not a curated record